GAGAGGGGAGGUGACUCCGGCCGAAGAGGACGCAGCAUGAGGGCCCUGCGGGUUUCCCAGGCGUUGGUUCGCUCCUUCAGCUCAACCGCCCGCACCCACUUGGAGAACCGAGUGGCGGAGAAACAGAAACUCUUCCAGGCGGACAAUGACCUCCCGGUGCACUUGAAGGGCGGGGCAACGGACAGCAUUCUGUACCGACUGACCAUGGCGCUGUGCGUGGGAGGCACCGUCUACAGCCUAUAUUGCCUUGGCUGGGCUUCCUUCCCGCACAAGAAGUGAGACCAAGAAGUCUGCAGAACGUGAAGAACUUGAACAGCUUAAAUAAAUAUGCUGGCUUCUUGGGGGAACCCAGCCCAGCU
Molecule: messenger RNA, 359 nt
Organism: Miniopterus natalensis
Lineage: Eukaryota; Metazoa; Chordata; Mammalia; Chiroptera; Miniopteridae
Gene: COX7A1
Product: cytochrome c oxidase subunit 7A1
Biological process (GO): mitochondrial electron transport, cytochrome c to oxygen; mitochondrial respirasome assembly; regulation of oxidative phosphorylation
Cellular component (GO): respiratory chain complex IV
Source: RefSeq, a predicted model, not a curated record